This is a messenger RNA of Micropterus dolomieu (smallmouth bass), 2908 nucleotides long. It is a transcript of the gene plekha4, whose product is annotated as pleckstrin homology domain-containing family A member 4. The record is from RefSeq and is a predicted model, not a curated record. Bases 188 to 2908 code for a protein of 906 amino acids. The transcript is spliced from 22 exons. NCBI's taxonomy places the organism in Eukaryota, Metazoa, Chordata, Actinopteri, Centrarchiformes, Centrarchidae.
CCGGACAAACACCACUGCUACAAGUCAGAACAGAGGGAAGGAGUGCGAAACAGAGAGGGAGAUUCACACGUAAGAGGAGAGAAGAGGAGUUUAGCAGGAGAGUGUUGUGACUGGCAACAGGAGCUUGUGGUAGCCAGGAAGAGGGCAGCCAAGCCUGAGGAGAUGCUAUGAGGAAGAGUGCCAAGUGAUGGAGCUUGAAGCAGCCAGAAGGCGGGCGCAAUUAGUCAGAAUGGACGACCAGGACAGAGUAAGCCAAGCAUCCAGUGUGGCCACCAUUUCCUACUUUCCUAUCAUGAAGGAUAGUGAUGGAAGGGUUCAAACAUUUGGGAAAAGAUGCCAGGCUGCCAGGAGAGACCCCAACUGUCCUGUGGUCAUCAGAGGAUGGCUCAACAAAAAAGAUAGCUCUGGUUUGAAGCUGUGGAAGAGAAGGUGGUUUGUCCUCUCCAACUACUGUCUGUUUUACUAUAAAGACAGUAGAGAGGAAUCUGUGUUGGGCAGUAUUCCACUCCCAAGCUACAAAAUCCUGUUCUGCACACCGCGAGAAUGCAAGAACAGAAAGUUUACCUUCAAGGUGGUGCACCAGGGAAUGCGCUCUUAUUUCUUCAGUGCUGACACUCAGGAGGAUAUGUUAGGGUGGGUCCGAGCUCUCAGCCAGUCUGCUACAAUGGAGACAGACAGCUCCCUGAACAGGCGUUGCUCAAGUUAUCAGGAUUUCACACAGAUAGGAGGCAGCAGUGAAUCAGUGCACUUCCCUAAACCCCUUUCUGAUGGAGAGGAUCCCUCCCAAAAACACAGGCACGUCAGCAGGACUUUGAGUGAACCGAGUCAUCUCACCGGUGGGAGGAUGGGGACGUCGCACUCAGAGCACAGGGGGAAGCGAAGCGUGCGUCAGAGAAACAGCAGAACACCCAGUCCUCCUGAUUUUAGCAGAAGAAGAGCUUGUGGUCCAGAUCAAGAGGAAGAUUCACUUCCAGGCCAAAACACACACACAGAAAUUAUGGGAACAGGAUCGUUGACCUCAAGAGGUCAGCUGGGGUCACGCCCCCACACACCGGUGGGAAGGGUUGACAUUCGACCACACGAUGACUCGGCCAUGGUGCCGCAAACCCUGUACUAUGCACCUGCCUCACCUAAACUGGAGUUCAGAUCCACUCCCAGCACUCCAGGCACAGAAAGAUGGCAAAACCUAAGCAAGAGCUACUCUACAGGGGCACAUUCAGACUUACUGCCACCUUUGCCCCCCUCAUCAAGAGCCGCACAUGCUCCCCACCCCCCACACCACCACCACCACCACCAUCAUCACCAUCACCGCAGCAAUUUAUCUGUUUGUGUGCUACCGCCAGCUAUGGUACAGCCGUCCGAGCUGCGCUCUGUGUUCUUGGUGUCUUGUGUGGCCCCAAAGCCUGACCAGAGGGAAACCCCAUCAAUGAGGCCUCUCGAAAGUGAUGCAGAUGCUGUGUUGACGAGGCUGUGUGGGUGUGACAAGCUGCUACAGUCUCUGUCUGUAGAACUGGCCCAGCUACAAAUGGAUAAGGAGAGCGUCCAUUGUGCGUUAGAGGUGUCCAGACUGCAGCUGGAAGAAUGGAAAAGCCAGGGGCCCAGGGCCCAGGAAGAAGCACUGACCCAGAAGGCUUUGCUUCAGGAAGAGCUGGUCACAAUCCGGGCCAGAAUGUGUGAUGUAUCAUUGGAAAUGGAGAGGGUGUGGAGUCAAUAUGAGAGAAUGGAGAGUGAACUGUCUGUUAUCCGUUCGCAUCUUCAGCACAUCUGUCACUUUGGAAUGCCACAGGAGCAGUCUCAGGCCCAGAGGGAGCUUUGGAUGAUGGAGGACAUCCUGGCUGGGUUAAAGAUCAACAGGGACCAUUUCCGCUUCCUGCUGGGACUACAGAGGCAUCAUACGUUCCAGCAGUCAGCUCCACAUCCUGGAUCCCCUGGCUCACCCACAGAGAGGCUGCAAAGUGGACUGCAAAUGGAUGUGGAACAAGAACCACCUGUCCGCCCACCAUUACCCCAGGAGCUACAUGAAAUCCACCAGAGCAGGGAUCAGAGCCAUGGCUGGACAGAGUCACCAUAUGAGGGAAUCUACAGCCACACUGUUGAUCCAGUACAGAGAAGAGGAAACAGCCAGCCUGACCUCCUUAAUGUGAAAGCGCAGAAAGAUGCAUUUGAAUCUCAGUCUGGCUCAAAGUGGAUCCCACCAGAUCCGACGAACCAAUCAAGCAAGAAGAUGAAGAUGAGUGAAGAAGAGCAGAUUGAACGGAUGAAGAGGAAUCAGGAGAGGUUGACUAACCGGAAGAAACCCCCCAUAUCUGCCCCAGGCGCCCAAAACCAGAGUUCAGAGGCAAAAGAGGAGGCCCCCUUUCCUCUAAGGGUGACAAGAGUAGUCACAGCCGUACUGCCGUCCUCUCUAGUGGCCAGACGGGUUUCCGUUGAGGAUCCACCGCCUGAGCUCGACAACCCACUGCCUGAGCAGAUCUCUGCUGAGAUGCAGCAAAGAUUGGCUGAGCAGAGUAAAAAAAUGUUUAACAAACCACCCAGGCGUCUGUUCCUGGAGAGUCCUGUUCAAAAUUGGUCCUCAGCAGAGAUGCACCAGGAUCAGCCCGUUAAAAAGACAAACAGAGAGCAGCAUCAGGGAGUACUGAGGUCCCCCAAGAAGGAGUCAUGGUCAGAAGUGGAGGAACGGCCCUCUGCACUCCUGGCCCCUGACAUGGACCCUGACCACUGUCCAACCCCUGAGCAGCGAGAGGCCAAACUUCAGCGUGUGGAACGAAUACGGGAGAGAGUCAUAAGAAGGUGGGAUACCAUGAAUCUUAUGACGGCUAUGGAAGCUCUGGGGAUAACAUCAGAAGCCCUGCUGAACUUCAGCGUUCUAGUGGAACAUCUCAGGAUGAAGAUGAAGGUGGCCAUGUGA